Gossypium raimondii (Peruvian cotton) is the source of this 2423-nucleotide messenger RNA. RefSeq names its product protein indeterminate-domain 12. The transcript has 3 exons. Bases 809 to 2068 code for a protein of 419 amino acids. Gene Ontology annotation, cellular component: nucleus. NCBI's taxonomy places the organism in Eukaryota, Viridiplantae, Streptophyta, Magnoliopsida, Malvales, Malvaceae. Gene Ontology annotation, molecular function: DNA-binding transcription factor activity. The record is from RefSeq and is a predicted model, not a curated record.
UCCUAGUCCUUGCUUUGAGCUGCCUCUUUUCUCUUUCCUUCCUUUUUAUUCGUUCUAAGAUUUUUUUUCCCUUUGGGUUGCUUUUUCUACCCUGGAAAUUUAUAUAUUUUAAUAUUUUUGGGGUGUAAUUUUAUCACCCCUUCUCUAAUCUCUCCUUAGUCUGCCACUUUAAUCAUCACCUUCUGCACUCUACCCUGCCACUGAAACUUUCUCUCUUAUAAUAUUCUCUCUUACUUACUCUCCCUCAAUCUAUAUAUCUGUGAACCCUUAUAUACACACAAAUGGAGAGGGUUCUAAGGUAGUGGAGGUUAAGAGAAAAAAACCCAUUUUUUUUGUCUUCAUUUCCUCAUGUUUUGAUUGCAUGAGGAGAGCAAUUCUCAGCUCUUGGUGGUUUUUCUAAGAAACAGAUAGAUAUACAGGAAAGACAUAUAUAUAUGGAUUGCGUUGGCAGGUUGUUCAGAGUAAUCCAUGGGUAGAUAGCGACUUGGAGAAUAACCCAUCAUCAUCUGUUCACGAGAUUGUGCUUUUGCCACCCAACGAGUGAUGCCUUCCUGUAUCUACAUGUCACUGCCACCUGUUCAUUAACAAAGCUGUAUGUGUUUAGUUUGUGUCACCAGAGCUGGGGGAUUCUAUAUUUCUGACCGACCCCUUUGGUCUUUCUUGGUUGUUCCUUUCAAAGGUGCAAAAGUGGUCACUCUUUGAACAACAUAUCAAAACAAAACAAAACAAAGAGAGGGUAUCAGACUCGUCUUUCGGGGUUUUCUCUUGUUUUUCUUUCUUUGGAGUUUUCUUCUUCUUCUUCUCAGGCAUGUUUCCUGCUGCAACUAUGUCCAAUUCUACUUCUUUGUCUGAGGAAGCUAAUGUUUCUUCUGGUACUAGAGUUCAAGACUUUGGUGGCUUAAAUCCUGUUGUUACUCACCAGCAGCUGCCACAGAAAAUGAAGAAGAAAAGAAGCCUCCCUGGGAACCCUGACCCAGAUGCUGAAGUGAUUGCUUUAUCUCCAAAGACGCUAUUGGCUACCAACAGAUUCAUAUGUGAGAUCUGUAACAAAGGUUUCCAGAGAGAUCAGAACCUUCAGCUUCAUAGAAGAGGACAUAACCUUCCAUGGAAGCUGAAGCAAAGAAACAGCAAAGAGGUCAAAAAGAAAGCCUAUGUUUGCCCUGAGCCUACAUGUGUCCACCACCAUCCUUCAAGGGCUUUAGGUGAUCUUACUGGCAUCAAGAAACACUAUUGCAGAAAACAUGGAGAGAAAAAAUGGAAGUGUGAGAAAUGCUCCAAGAUCUAUGCUGUUCAAUCAGAUUGGAAGGCUCAUUCUAAGACCUGUGGAACAAGAGAAUACAGAUGUGAUUGCGGAACCCUUUUCUCAAGGAAGGACAGCUUCAUAACUCACAGAGCGUUUUGCGAUGCAUUGGCUGAAGAAAGUGCAAGACUCUCUGCCAACCAACUUGCCGCCGCCGCAAAUCCAGCUCUCAACCCAUCUUCGCUUUUCCCUUACCAAAAUCCAUGGGACCCUAUUCAAACCUCUAACCCUAACCCUAAUGACCCACUUCAAGUCAAGCCCGAGUCUCAGCAUUUCACGCCAUACUUCCAAGAACCGCCACUCCCGCCUCCAAAGGCCCUGUUCACCUCACCUUUCCAAAGCCUCCACGUCAGCAACAAUCCUCCCUCCAAUGCUGCUGCCACGUCGGCCACUCCUCAGUUGUCAGCCACUGCACUCCUUCAAAAGGCUACCACCGUUGGUGCCACCGCCACGCAGAUAAAGAACAACAAUUAUUACUACAGCAUGGCGACUCAUUUAUCCCCAGAUUUCUCGGGUUUCACGGCUGCAGACCUGGCCACGUGGCAAAAGAACAGCGACCGUUUCACCAGGGACUUUCUAGGAUUGACCAGGGACCAUCAAGGUGGCAAUGGGAACGUUAACCUUAGCAUGAACCCGAGAGAUGUAUUAAGCUACACCGGGGGAGUGGAGUUGCAGCACUUUGAGAGAGGCCAACCCCUGUUGAGGCCCCAAGGUUUUGGAUUCCCUGAGCCCUACGCCGCUACUUCGGAAACCUGGGGUGAUUGUUAAAAAAAAAUGAAUAAAAAAAAGGGAAAAUAAUAAUUUAGAGAUAGCCCUUUUAGAAUGACAACAAUGCCCUUCUCUAUUAAGGGCGACGUAUAAUCCUUAAGAGUACGUAGUUAGCCAGCUUCUCCUCUUCAACCCCCCGGGAAAAAAAAAGAAAUUUUAAGUAAUUUAUUUGCAUUUGUUAAAUUGUUUUGUCUUCUCGAUGUUUGGAUUAAUGUUUAAUGGUGGCAAACAUGUUUCAUGAAGGUCGGAAUCCUUUAUUUAAUUAGGAAAAAGACAUGUAUGUGUGUAUGAAUGGAUGAUGGUAGUGGCAUUUUUGUAUUUUUACAAGUUGGAAAAAAAUUAUGUUUUAUGUAAA